Molecule: messenger RNA, 1599 nt
Organism: Cynoglossus semilaevis (tongue sole)
Lineage: Eukaryota; Metazoa; Chordata; Actinopteri; Pleuronectiformes; Cynoglossidae
Gene: lrrc20
Product: leucine rich repeat containing 20
Exons: 6
Coding region: 205-729 (174 amino acids)
Molecular function (GO): protein binding
Source: RefSeq, a predicted model, not a curated record
CCUAGCAACAACCCCCACUGUCAUUUUUACACAAUGAGAAAUGUUUAUCCAUAAUACACUUUGACAGUGGUUGUUCCCUGCCAAACAACAGAAAAAUCAGGUUAAAAAUAACUAAUUUACUAAAAUAGAUUGGGCGGAUGUAGCUAACACUAGCUGGAAUCCGCUACCUGGAGCUUCAAGUGUGGGAAGAAUAACAGCUCAAAAAUGGCAGAGGCAGUCGCAAGGGUGGCCCGUAUAACGAAUGAAAUUGUAGAGGAAGGCAAAGAUACUUUAGAUUUGUCAAACUGCAAGUUGGUGUCAUUCCCAGAUGGUGUGUUCAAGAUCUUGAUGAGUGUCUUAGACAACAUACAUAUUGUUAUAUUGGCUAAUAAUGAGUUGAAAGUAAUUUCCAGCAAAUUCUUCUCAAACUUCCCUCAGAUGAAAGAAUUGGACUUGCAAGGAAAUGUUCUCACCAAAGUGCCAGAUGUGGUGGAAGAAUUAAAGCACUUGACCAGCAUUAGUUUGGCCAAUAACAAGUUCACCAUCUUCCCAGAAAAGCUAACGGAGAUAGCCACGCUAGAGAGGAUCAACCUGGAGGGAAACAGCAUCACUGAAAUCCCAGUGGAAAAACUCUCUGCCAUGCCAGCACUGAAGUGGAUCAACGUGAAGACCAAUCCCUUGGACUCAAACACCCAGUCUGCCCUGCAGUCCGUCCAAAAAUUUGAAGUGUUGUUCACAACCGAUUCCUGAAAGAUGGUUUGAAAGACACAUCACACAGACUGCAUACUACGUGCCUUUCACAGUGUUCACGUUUUAAAACAAAGGUUUUUGAGAACAAUGGUCUCCUUUGUUUUUAACUUUACUGCUGCUCCUCUAAAUUUGGUCCACUAUAUAUAUUUUGUACUGCAUAAAGGUACAUACAUAUAUAAAGAUUAUAAAUAUAAAUAUUUAUUACUUAUUUAGAAAUGUUUAGUUAAAGUAUUUUUCUUACUCAGGACAUUGCUUUAUUUCUUCAACUAUCUUUUUUGCUGGGUGCAUAUUAUUAUUUACAUUUUUUUCCAGUUUCAGUGGUAGACAAAGAAUGAAAAAGUUUUUGCUGAACGUAUUUAUAUAAUAUUUAGUCAACCGUUAUUUGACAAUUGUUUUAAAUUCUGAAACAACAUACAAGUGGUCUCACCAUCUAUCAUCUAUCAUCAGAGGAAGUUGUUGACAUAAAAAAGGCAAAACAUUACCGAGAAAAAUAUUGAUAACCAAUAAAAAAAAGAUAAAGAGCAGUACAUUAUAAUAGUUCAAUAUGCACAACUCUCAGAGGACAAUCUGCUUUUGCAGUAAUGUGAAAUACUGUAUUUUUGAAAUGUUUACAUUUUAUUGGUUUCGACACCAAAGGCAUUUUUCUGAAUAUUGCAGUUGCUUUAAACAGGAAACUACUGAUAAACAACAAGUCUUAUGUUUUCUGCUUUCAUCAUUUUGCCUGUAAAUUAAUUCACAUAGCUACUGAAUUUAGGUCAAAUAUGUUUCAGUGCAACAUGUAAAGCCAAGUCAAUUUUAUUUAUAUAGCUUAGUUUUACAUGAAACGUUUAAUCCCCCUGUACCCCUCCCCCCAAGACAAAAAAAAAAAAA